CUUAAAGUUAAAUAUUAAAACUCUGAUUGCAUGCUGUAGGUUGUAAAUUAUCAUGUUUAUGUCAGUAUAAUUCAUCUACAUGCAUGUGUAGUAACAUAUUUCGUUGCAUGCAAAAUGUUUAAUAUUAUUAGAUUUACAUUCAGAGGCAAAAUUCCCGUUUUCUGUGUGGAAAGUACCUCGUGGUUGUUUCCCUGUACCAGUGUCGUCAUGUGAGUGUUAUGCCUUAUAAACCAGUUUGACCGUCUAGCAUAACGUAAGGAGGAAGAGCCAAGCCUGCUGUGAUGUGUGCAGGGUGUGUGUGUGCCGGAUGCAGUGGAGGACACACCUCCCUGUUUCUGCAUAAUAUAUAAGCAAAGUGUGGCGGCUCAUCUUAUUGACAGACUGAAGACAUCUGAGUUCAUACUGAGAAGAACUGACUCUGCUGGUAAGGGCUACACAUCUCGUUUGUUAGUUGCAUUUUUUUAUUUACCUUACCUUACACACUGUAAGGUGUGAGGAAAUAGGAAGCUGUGUGCAUGUCUGACUGUGUGCAUGUCUGUGGGAACAAUUCAGCCCUGCAGGUCGUGCAGGGUGGAGUUAAAUGAAUGACUGAAACACUGCCUAACCACAAGGCAGGUAACGGUGAACCUGAGAAAGACUGUGUUGAGGAUAGAAAGUGAACUCUCUCAGUGGGAAUAUGUGGGCACUGACACUGCGAAGGGUUAUAUGUUACUGGAUGCAUUUUGUUGCUACCAUCACACAUGUUCAUACGAGUCUGUCUGUCACAGGGAGAAGAUGAUCUGCAUCAUCCUGCUGCUCAUCAACCUGACCUCCUGUGUCUGUGGGGUGUCUAAGCCUUAUGACACUCCUCUGAAGUACCAGGCAGAGGAGAACAGUGACGUCACAGUUGAAUGGAGCUUCUCGUCUGAAACCGACAUUCCCCUCCCCUCACUGAAGAUCCACUGUCAGAAGGUGUUAGGGCUGAAGGUCUUCUAUCAUCUGGACAACUGUAUUGAGGAGUCUCAGCACGAGCAGUUUGCAGGACGGGUGCAGUGUGACAAAGACGCUCUCAGAGGAGGACGUGUCCGCCUUCAUCUGUCCCGAGUCAAGAUGAAUGACUCGGGUGUGUACCUCUGCAGGAUGGCCACUGACUUUGGCAGGAAGGUUAAAGAGUUCUCGCUCGACAUCACUGCAGCUGUUGACAAGCCCAAACCAGUGACAACAACACCAGCACCAGUGACACCAACACCAGCACCAGUGAGUCGGGGAAGAAUCAGCCUCUGUGUUGUACUGGGACUGGCAGCAGCAGCUGCACUGGCUGUGCUGGCUGCACUGGCUGUCCAUCACUGUACCUUAUCAUACAUUGCACUGCGAAACAAACAAGACAAAGAGCAGGACCUUGGAGUUGUGUGCACCAGCCUUUGAGUCAAGUGUUUCAGGAGUCUUGAUGUGGUGCUGCCCCUCUGGGCUCUGAGGAGAGCUCAGGCUGAUGAGGACAGAGCUGGCUCUUGUGUUUGCCGCCCUGCUGUAACGUUAGCAAGUGAAGCAGAGAAAUCAGAAACACUGCAGCUGAGCUUGUGCUGGUUGUCUUCAUGGUGCCACUGCUGUUAGUUCCUGUCCUGACAUGUUCACAACAGUGAGCUUGUUGCUGCUGCUGGCUCAGACUUCAGAUGGACUGUAAUGACAGUCACUGUUGAUGCAAAGAGAACAGAAUGUUAGUACAUGAUGAGUUGUACUGAAGUGAAGAUGCUUUUAACACCAGUGCAGCCUUUACAAAAAGUUCCUCUGGUGUCAUUCAUGGACAAAAAUGUCCGCAUCAAAAAAAACUGCCAUGAAAAUAUUAUAUAUUCAUAUUAUUUUCCACUUUCACUGAAGUAAAUCUUUCAUCAAUCUACAGUUCUU
Molecule: messenger RNA, 1881 nt
Organism: Epinephelus fuscoguttatus (brown-marbled grouper)
Lineage: Eukaryota; Metazoa; Chordata; Actinopteri; Perciformes; Serranidae
Exons: 3
Coding region: 706-1404 (232 amino acids)
Biological process (GO): T cell costimulation; immune response; positive regulation of T cell proliferation
Cellular component (GO): external side of plasma membrane
Source: RefSeq, a predicted model, not a curated record